Pomacea canaliculata is the source of this 2094-nucleotide messenger RNA. RefSeq names its product sialin-like. NCBI's taxonomy places the organism in Eukaryota, Metazoa, Mollusca, Gastropoda, Architaenioglossa, Ampullariidae. The transcript has 12 exons. Bases 770 to 1765 code for a protein of 331 amino acids. Gene Ontology annotation, biological process: transmembrane transport; monoatomic anion transport. Gene Ontology annotation, molecular function: transmembrane transporter activity. The record is from RefSeq and is a predicted model, not a curated record.
UGUUGUAGUUCUUGCCUGUCAGUACAGACUACACUAAACGAAAAACCAAACAUGGAAAAAGAGGGAUCCAAAGAUGUCUUGCCCAAAGCACCUGCGCUCUGUUCUCAAAGAUGGAACCUGGCUGUUAUGUGUGCGUUUGGCUAUCUCAUCGUGUACGUCACUCGUGUGAACCUGAGUGUGGCCAUCAUCUGCAUGGUGCGCACGCCACUAGUCAACGUCACUUCCGUGGAUCAAAGAAUCUUGGGUAAACAUGGACUUUCCCUUGAUAACAGCACUACUUUUGCCAGUGUGACUGCAGACAACAUGGCAGUGGAGGAGGAGGAUAUCUCCGAAAGUGACUGCAGUUUGGAAAUGUUAAAAUCUGGCUUCACUUCAAACAAUGGCGAAUUUGACUGGGAGAAAGGGACUCAAUCUCGCCUUUUAGCACUUUACUUCUAUGGGUACAUUUUCACUCAAAUUGUGGGCGGCUGGCUGGCCGGUCGCUACGGUGGGCGGCGUGUGUGGGGGUGUGUCAAAGCAUCUGUGCCCUCAGUACCCUGGCCACGCCCCUGGCUGCACGUGCCCAUGUCUACCUGGUCUACGCCCUCAGGUUUCUCCUGGGACUAGCUGCGGGUGUGACAUUUCCCACCUCUUACACAAUGAUCGGCAGGUGGGCGCCGAAGCUGGAGAGGAGCAAAAUAACGACUUUCUGCUUCACUGGUCUGUCAUUGGGGAACGUUCUGACUUUCACUCUAUCCGCCCUUCUGUGUGUCUACGGAUUUGACAACGGAUGGGCUCCAUAUUCUACCUCUCUGGGUUAGGGAACCUUCUGUGGGUCGUGGUGUGGUUUGUGGUGACGGCAGACACACCGACUAAACACAAGUGGAUCAGCGAGGCUGAGAAAAACUACAUACUGCGCUCCAUCGGCGAGACACCCGAGGACAAAGAAAUAUUGCCGACCCCAUGGAGAGCCAUCCUCACCUCCGCUCCUGUGUGGGCUUGUAUUAUUGGUCAGAUGUGUGGUGCUUACACUGCCUACACCCUACUGACGUCACUUCCUGCUUUCAUGAAGGAGGUGUUGAAAUUUGAUAUCAAGCAGAACGGGGGUCUGUCGGCCCUGCCCUACCUCUGUGAGACUGUGGUGGUACUCGUGACGGGGCAGGUGGCGGACAGGUUGAGAGAGAGGGGCAUCCUCAGCACCAAGAACACCAGGAAGCUCUUCCAGAUUACAGCGAAUGUUGGCUCUGCCAUAUGUCUCAUUUCUGCUGGCUACAUGAACUGUACUCAGAGACCCCUGGCGGUGCUUUUAUUGUGCCUUUGCUUAUCUUUCAUGGGCCUGAGACGCGCAGGCUACAGUUCCAAUCACAUUGACCUCGCACCUAGGCAUGCUGGAGUAAUUUUUGGCAUCGCCAACACGGCGGGCACUGUUCCUGGAAUGAUCGCCCCGCUAGUGGUGGGAGCCUUGACCCCCAACAGAACAGCUGAAGAAUGGCGACGAGUAUUUUUUGUGUGCGCUGCGCUGUCUCUACUGGGGACCAUCGUGUACGGCAUCUUCGCGGACGGAGAGCUGCAGAGCUGGGCGGCCCCUCCUGUGGAACUGGUUAUUAAGGAAUGUCAGGAGGUCAAAGGUGGAGACAAAAACCACAAUGAUGAGACUCACGAGAAUCACAAAAAUCCAGCGUUUGAACCUUCAGACUGCGACUGUAGAGAUAUUUCUCCAGAGGAGGCUACUUCAAACACCGCCGAAGGUUUACAUUCUCCUCAAAAAGUCGAAGCACAAAAUUGAUCAACUAUAUUUUCUUGUUUACUGUAUACAACAAGAACAAAUUUAAUGAAAGGUUAUUGAUCUGUGGAAAGCACAUACGUCCGUUACGGACUAUGUUUGCUUCCCUAAGUAAAUCCAUCAGUAGGUAUUUUCAGAAAUUCAAAAAAUGUUAUCGGAAAGACACACACACAUCUCAAAGAUCUUACCCCCUUCCGCUACAAUUAUAUGCAUCCAUAUACAGUGAUACCUCGGUUCUCGAACAUAAUUCGUUCCGGGAGGACGGUCGAGAACCAAAUUGUUCGAGAACCGAAGCAAUGAAACCCAAAGGAAAUAAUGGAAACUGGAUUAAU